AUGAGCAACAAACCCACAUAUGCUCAAGAUGAGACUCCGAGGCUUCUGGACGGUAAUAACUUGAAAGCUAUAGCGAAAUACAUGAAGUCGGAUAGCUGUCGGAAUGUCUUCGUCAUGCGUUUUCCCUUUGCUGUCUUGAUAUUCACUCUUUCAGGCAUCAGCACUUCUGCUGGUAUACCUGACUUCAGGACCCCCGGGACAGGUAAGCUUUCGAAUCUUGCAAAGCUGAAACUUCCUUAUGCCGAGGCUGUAUUUGAGCUCAAAUUCUUCCGCAAAAAUCCUUACCCAUUUUAUGUCGUCGCUAAGGAACUCUGGCCUGGGCGUUAUCGACCCACUCUAGCUCACGCAUUUAUCAAAGUGUUGCACACCAAGAAUCUUCUUCACACGAGCUUCACACAGAAUGUCGAUAUGCUGGAACGUCGUGCGGGCGUUCCGCCCGAAAAGAUAAUAGAAGCACACGGCUCUUAUGCUACCCAAACUUGUAUUGAUUGCAAGAAACCAUACGACUCAGCAAAGAUGAAAGAAGCCAUAAAGAAAUUGACCCCACCUCAAUGCGAAAAGUGUAAAGGCUACGUGAAGUCUGAUAUUGUAUUUUUCGGUGAAGCCGUACGUCGUUUAGUUGUGAUGACUAGUCACUACCUGAUAUGUCGAAAAUACAGAUGCCGUCCGCAUUUCAUAACUCGAUCCAUCGCCUUCGUAACGCAGAUCUCCUUAUAG
Serpula lacrymans var. lacrymans S7.9 is the source of this 717-nucleotide messenger RNA. RefSeq lists its product as uncharacterized. Lineage: Eukaryota; Fungi; Basidiomycota; Agaricomycetes; Boletales; Serpulaceae. Gene Ontology annotation, molecular function: NAD+ binding. The transcript has 4 exons. The coding region runs from base 1 to 717 and encodes 238 amino acids. The record is from RefSeq and is a predicted model, not a curated record.